This is a messenger RNA of Olea europaea var. sylvestris, 1150 nucleotides long. RefSeq lists its product as uncharacterized. The transcript is spliced from 3 exons. NCBI's taxonomy places the organism in Eukaryota, Viridiplantae, Streptophyta, Magnoliopsida, Lamiales, Oleaceae. Gene Ontology annotation, molecular function: protein binding. The record is from RefSeq and is a predicted model, not a curated record. The coding region runs from base 229 to 660 and encodes 143 amino acids.
UAUGAACAAGUACCGACUAUUUAAGCCGACGAUCAUACAGAGCUAGCUGCUCUUGUCGGCCGUUAUUUCUGGCUGCAAUUGCACGAACAAUCAGAUAUACUGUUCCCGCGCGUUUAUCGUUUUCUGAUCGUACUUUUUAUGCCAAGAAUCAAUUUCCGUCUUAAUUCAUGUUUUUGGGAGGUUUUUUGUUGAACGAGAAAAGUUAUUCCGAAUCAAAAUUUGAAAAACAUGGGGGAUUCAUCAUCUCCGGAUCCGAGCUCCUCAACGAUGACGGACCUGAACAUGGACACUCUGGUGCAGUGCGCCAGUUACCUAAGCCUUCGGGACCUCUCAAACAUGGCGAUGUCGUGUAAAUAUCUUCAAAGGGCUGCCUAUUCUGAUUCCAUCUGGCUAUCCCUUUUCAGACAUCGUUGGCCGCUGCCUAUACCUCUGAGCUCUUCGCAAGUGUCAAAUGUCAGGGAUGCAUACCUGACUAGGCAUUCUACCAUGCAACAGUUUAAGUACUUAGAUCCCCAAUCUUCUGACUUCUUUACGUUUGGAAAACCUUCUGAACAUAUUUUGUUGGAUAAAAACAAUGUCAUGUUUUCACAGGUAUUAGGUUUCUAUUUUGCUACAUUCUUUUCUUACAUAGAUGUAUCUUAUGCAAUCAUUUGCCUCUAAGAGUCCCCCACUACCCCCAAUUAUGAGCGAAACUGAAAUGACUAAUUUCUGUUUACUGAUGGAUGCAUGUAGGUAUAACUUAAAAAACUACCUAGUGAAGUUGCUUAGCAAGUUAGUUUAAAUUGAAUUAACGUCCAGGCAAGACCAAAAAGAAAAAAAUAAGUAGAUGGGGAAUAAGGAGUUCUCAUCUUAUAUUUCUGCGACCAAUAUGGUAUUCUAUUCUUGCUAUUGUUUGCCAGUCAAAUAUGAGCUACUACUUUGUGUGGAAUCUUGGGGUAGCAGGACAGUGAAGAAAAUGAUGGUUACAAUGAAAUAAGCAGAAAGGGGAGGGAAGUGAACAGAUGUUGAUAAUCUGAUUAACAUGUUGGCUGAUAAAAACUGAUAAGAAAACGAGAUGAAAUAAUUUUUUUUUUUUUUUAUAUCAUUUACUUAUUUAUAUAACAUGGCAUGAACAGUAGGAGUUAAUAUCAUUAAAAUUUGACUCGUCUCC